This is a messenger RNA of Pleurotus ostreatus (oyster mushroom), 4974 nucleotides long. RefSeq lists its product as uncharacterized. Gene Ontology annotation, cellular component: membrane. The transcript has 23 exons. Gene Ontology annotation, biological process: transmembrane transport. NCBI's taxonomy places the organism in Eukaryota, Fungi, Basidiomycota, Agaricomycetes, Agaricales, Pleurotaceae. The record is from RefSeq and is a predicted model, not a curated record. The coding region runs from base 1 to 4974 and encodes 1657 amino acids. Gene Ontology annotation, molecular function: ABC-type transporter activity; ATP hydrolysis activity; ATP binding.
AUGGAGUGCAAUGUCGUUACCUCGCCAGUUGGCGAUAAUAACCCUGGCAUCGACUAUUUCGACCCCACUGGCGUAGCUGAACUCAGGCGGACCCUGUCGGCAUCCAUCCCUGUUGCCCAUCAUCAUCAUAGCAUCCCGGACCAGCCGCCUUUGUCAACUCAGGAUCAUCUGGGCCAUCGUGACGGGGAGCGAUCGAAUAAGGUACCCACACACUCAAUUGCAGCAAGUUCGAAUGAAACGACAGUCGCUUUCGAAGGCAUUACCGACAAUGCAGAACGCCAGGACGAUCGAGAGCUAGAAUUCGACUUCGACUUGGCCCUCCAAGACUACAUUGUCAGACGCGAGUCGGCUGGCAUCGAACCUCGAGUCCUUGGGGUUCUGUUCGAAGAGCUUGAAGUCAUUGGAUUGGGUGCAUCAGCUCGCCACCAACCUACGUUAGGCUCGUUAUUCAACCCCAUGGAGAUUUGGAGAGGAAUUCAGAAGAAGAGACACCCGCCCUUGAAGAGUAUCAUCAGUGGAUUCGAAGGUGUCGUUCGUCCCGGCGAGAUGUUACUGGUACUCGGUCGCCCAGGUGCUGGGUGCAGUACGCUUCUCAAGACGCUCACUAACCAAACGGAUUCUUUCCACGCCAUCAACGGGGACGUCGCAUUUUCUUCUCUUACGCCAGACUUGCUCGCGUCAAGAUUUCGAGGCGAUGUGCAAUAUAUACCCGAGGACGACCUACACUUUCCUACUUUGACAGUAGAGGAGACGAUCCGAUUUGCGGCAAGAUGUCGAGCACCCGCUGGUGCAGCUCGAGUACCUAAAGGAGGUCCCGAAGGGGAAGCCGAGGGUCCAGCAAGAAACCAUAUCAUCGGUGCACGCACUAGGGAAGAAUACGAGAAGACAUUAACCGAGGUUUAUUUGGCGCUGUUUGGGUUGAGGCAUGUUAGAGACAGCGUCGUCGGCGAUGAGAAGUUGAGAGGAGUAAGUGGAGGGGAGAAGAAGAGGGUUUCGAUUGCCGAGGCCAUGGCUGCAAGGGCGUUAGUUUCUGCCUGGGAUAAUUCGACCAGGGGAUUGGACUCAUCUACCGCUCUGUCGUAUUUGAUGGCAUUGAGAGUCGCAACCACACAUUUGCAAAGAACGACCAUGGUCUGCUUGUACCAAGCCAGCGACGCAAUGUACGCGUUGUUUGAUAAGGUGUGUCUUAUCUAUGAAGGCAGAAUGGUGUAUUUCGGACCAGCGAAGGAGGCCAAGUCGUAUUUUGAAGGAAUGGGAUGGAAAGCGAGGAAUAGGCAGAGUGUUCCUGAUUUCUUGGUCAGUGUGACCGAUGCAGAGGCGAGGGUAAUGAAGGGCGCCGACGAGAUGGCGAGAGAGGGAGAAGCCCACGAAAAGCACGAAGUGCAUCAUCAGGCUGGCAUUUUGGAGCCUCCCAGUACGCACAUCCAAGCAAGCAUUGACUCGGAAAAGAAGGCAACGGCUGGCGCGCAGUUGGAAGGCUCUAUUCCGCCUAGCGCGAGCAGCGUUGACGGACCGGGCCAUAUCAAUGUCGGAUCCGCACUACCGCUCAUUCGACCACCUAUUCCGAAGACUCCUGCAGAGUUCGCGACCUAUUAUUUCUGCUCCGAUGUGGCGAGACGGAACUUGCAGGACAUGAAUGCGUUUAGGAAGGAGUGCGGAUUGAAGCCGAGGGCUCCUCAAGCUCAGAUGCGGGGUUGCGAGAAGGGUCUUGCAGCCAAUGAGAGCGAGGUCGCGCACGGCACAGGAGCACCGACCGGUGUUUCUACGUUCAUGACAUCUGUGCCUGCACGGUCGGCAUCAAAAUUAUCAGGCGGCACUCGUCAGGACGACGCUGCUUCGGUUUCUGGUGCUUCCCAUUACCCACCUGGUUCUAAACACCCUCAAUCCCAAGCAUACAAGCAAAGUGCCGUUCGGGAACAUGCGAGGCGCUCAAGAAGAGGCUCGCCGUAUGUGUUAAGUAUACCGAUGCAGCUAGAGGCCGUAAUGAAAAGAAGGGUGCAGAUUGUGAGAGGCGAUUGGGUAACCCAGGCGCUGACGACUGGGACGUUUGUCUUUCAGGCAGUUAUUAUUGGUACCGUGUUCGUGAACACACCCGAAGCCACGGGCUCGUAUUUUUCUAGAGGUGGUGUGCUAUUUUUCGCGCUGUUCCUCCCUGCAUUAUUCACAAUGUCGGAAAUCCCCUCCCUGUUUAAUCAGAGGCCCAUAGUGCGACGCCAUGAACGGGCGGCUAUGUAUCACCCCAUGAUCGAGGCUCUAGCAAUGACCAUUGUGGAUAUCCCCGUAACCAUCAUUACUACAUUAAUUUACUCCGUCGUCCUCUACUUCCUUGCUGGCUUGCAGCGAUCGGCCGGACAGUUCUUUAUUUUCUUUCUGUUUGUCUUCGUAAUCUACUUGUCCAUGAAGGCGUUCUUCCGUGCGCUCGCCUCUGCGUUCGCCGUGGAAGCACCCGCUCAAGCCAUCGCUGGGGUCAUGCUACUCGCUCUUUCCCUGUAUACCGGGUUUCAAAUCCCAAUCCCUUCAAUGAUAGGCGCCUUGAGGUGGAUUUCUUAUAUCAACCCAAUUCGAUACGCUUUCGAAGGCGUUAUGGUCAAUGAAUUUCAAACAUUGGACGGACAAUGCUCGAAUUUGGUCCCUUCAGGUAUGGGAUAUGACGGCGUGCCCGUAGACAAUCGAGUUUGCACCGCCGUCGGAAGCGUCGCCGGACGGCUGACCGUUGAUGGGAAUGCCUUCGUGAGGAUCAGCUUCGGCUAUAACUAUGGCCAUCUCUGGAGGAACUUUGGAAUCCUUUUAGCGUUUACCAUUGGGUUCAUACUCGCGCUGCUUGUAUUCACUGAAAUACAGACGACCACUGCACGAGCCAGCGGUGACGUUGUUCUCUUUAAGUCAGGCUCUGAACUAGCCAUGUUGAAGGAAGCGGAGGCAGCUAUAGGCGAUGACGAAGAGAAGGAUACACCCGCCAGUAGGGAUAGGGUUGCUACGGUCCCUGGGGAAUCUGGUCAUCCCCAGCGCGCAGAUGAGGGGAAGACAUUAUCACACACGCAACCGAAGAUGGCUGACAUCUUCUCGUGGUCACACGUUCGGUACACGAUCCCUAUCGGCAACCAUGAACAUAGAAUACUUCUGGAUGACGUAUCCGGAUAUGUUGUGCCCGGCAAGCUAACGGCUUUGAUGGGAGCUUCCGGCGCUGGAAAGACCACACUGCUGAAUGUUUUGGCGCAAAGGACGGACACCGGGGUUGUCUCUGGAGAUCGCUACGUCAACGGGCAGUCUCUUCCCCACGACUUCCAGGCGCAAACAGGUUACUGUCAACAGAUGGAUACACAUGUGCCCACUACUACUGUUCGCGAAGCACUAAGAUUUUCGGCGAGAUUACGGCAACCAGCCUCGGUAUCUACGGCAGAUAAAGACGAAUAUGCCGACAAAUGCUUGAAGAUGUGUGGACUAGAAGAGUUUGCAGAUGCAAUGGUAGGGACACUAGACGUGGAGCAUAAGAAACGGACGACAAUUGGCGUGGAGCUUGCAGCCAAGCCGAGACUGCUUCUUUUCCUCGACGAGCCUACUUCUGGUUUAGACUCCCAAAGUGCUUGGGCUAUCGUUGCUUUCUUACGCGAUCUAGCUGACAACGGACAGGCCAUACUAUGCACGAUUCAUCAGCCGUCCGCUGAACUUUUCCAGGUCUUCGACCGCCUUUUACUUCUGCAAUCUGGCGGGAAAACAGUUUAUUUUGGCGACACUGGGAACAAUGCUACGACAAUCAUUAACUACUUUGAGACUAAUGGAGCAAGGCAGUGCAAACCUGGCGAAAAUCCAGCCGAAUACAUGCUCGAAGUCAUUGGCGCAGGAGCUACCGCCAUCUCCGACCGCGAUUGGAACAAAAUAUGGAUAAAAACAGAAGGCGCAAAACGCUUGGAAGCCGACCUUGACAAAAUUCAUUCGGACGGCCGCCAGUAUCCCUCCGUUGACGCGACAGUACCCUCAAGUUAUGCCGCUUCGUUCACUUACCAAUUGACAGAGCUCACCAUACGUCAAUACGUCAGCUACUGGCGAAACCCGGCGUACUUGAUGUCCAAGUUCACCCUCAACAUCACCGCCGGCCUCUUUAUUGGGUUCUCGUUCUUCAAUGCGGGGGACUCUCAGCAGGAUACUCAAAACAAGCUCUUCUCAAUUUUCAUGGCCACCGUUAUGAGUUCGCCCCUAGCCAGUCAAAUGCACGUACCUUACAUCCAAUCACGAGACAUUUUCGAAGUUCGCGAAAGUGCAAGUAGGAUGUAUUCCUGGGCUGCUUUGCUAACUGCCCAGAUCCUCGUCGAAAUUCCGUGGAAUAUCUUCGGCUCGACUUUGUUCUAUCUCUGCUGGUACUGGACCGUCGGGUUCGAUAGUAGUCGAGCAGGAUACACCUAUCUCAUGUUCGGUGUGUUGUUCCCUUGUUACGUUACGACCAUCGCUCUGGCGGUUGGAAGCAUGGCUCCUUCGGCUGAGAUUGCUGGCCUCUUGUUCGGGUUUUUGUUCUCUUUCGUCAUUACCUUCAACGGUGUUAUGCAGCCAUUCGCUCACCUCGGAUGGUGGAGAUGGAUGUACCAUCUGUCCCCAUAUACGUACUUGAUUGCAGGGACACUUGGACAAGCCAUCGGACAUCAAGAUAUGGUCUGCUCAGAGAAGGAGAUUGCUAUUGUGAACCCUCCUUCCGGAAAUACCUGCGCUCAAUACUUCCUGAAUUAUAUCGCGAAUAAUGGCGGAUAUCUCAAUAAUCCCGACGCCGCAUCUGCUUGCCAAUUUUGCUCUACCCGCACCACGGACGAAUACCUCGAAAGGACCUUCAACAUUCAGUACUCGCAUCGAUGGAGGGACGUCGGCAUAUUCUGCGCCUUCAUUGUGUUUAAUACCAUCGCGGCCUAUACAUUCACGUAUAUGUUCCGCGUCCGUUCUGGCAGCUUGUUGGGUUCCAUCAGGAAAAGGUUAUCAUCUCGACAGUGA